AUGUCGGCGCCUACUCAACAGUCCUCCGCAAAUGGUCCGUCGCCGUUGACCAGCCUACGGCCAAUCUUUCCUAACUCCGAUGACCCGCUGUCAGCCGUGCAGAUUCUGCAAGUUUGGGGCAUCUGGCCCGACCUGAAGCGUGGCCGUAAGAGCCUUACCCGCCCAUGGGAGCCGUUCUAUCCGCCUUACAUCACACGCACGCUUGAGCAAGAACGGCAGUCGUAUUCGAACGGAGAGACGUAUAUGGCCAGGGCCUCUGCGGCAGUCAUCUCAGAGCUCUGGACUGACGCGAAGAGGGGAGACUCUCGUCUGAGUGAGCCGAGCAACUGGGUCGCCGCCACCGUGUCAAGCUCUCUCGUUCAUCCGGCAGUCGACAGGAUCGAUGCCUCCGACACCCUUCCUCGCCCCAUCAACGUCUUGUACCUGACCAUCCCCAACAACAAGGUUAGGCUCUUCGAGGGCAUCGGUGUCGUCGGCGUUCGCGAUCCCCGAGCCAAGAGUGUGCGUCUGCUCGAAGUGAAGAGGCUCAAGAGGCAUACAAACCAGCUUGUGGUCCACCUUGAGCAUAUGGGAACCGCAACACCGUCUGCCCGGUCGAUUCCCCAGGGCACCACCUUCGACGUCGCCCCUUUUUGCGGUAUCAAGACGCGCAAUGCAGAGCUGCGUGCCAUUGCGGACCUUUCGAAGAAGAGCGCAAGUGCAAUGGAUAUGUUGUGCCUGCCGCAUCUUCCGAUUGCUAGAGUUGAAGAGGAUGAUGAGCUUGUCAAGACAUACCGCCCAGACCCUAGCCGCCGCCUGCGAACUGUCCCCGACAGGUUCAACCGUAGGGCUUGGAAUGCCAACAACGUCUUUUCACCGUCUCCCGCCUCAGUUCAUCCCCCUCCUGCCUCUAUUCCCGGGCUGGCACCUGAUGUCCCAGCCCAUCAGCUCGACCACGUUCCAAACCCUGUCAACGCGGUGCUGCAAGAUGUCGAUCAACUCGAUCAAGGCCUCGUGAUGGUUCAAGCGUAA
Molecule: messenger RNA, 1011 nt
Organism: Trichosporon asahii var. asahii CBS 2479
Lineage: Eukaryota; Fungi; Basidiomycota; Tremellomycetes; Trichosporonales; Trichosporonaceae
Exons: 1
Coding region: 1-1011 (336 amino acids)
Source: RefSeq, a predicted model, not a curated record